Molecule: messenger RNA, 3129 nt
Organism: Anopheles nili
Lineage: Eukaryota; Metazoa; Arthropoda; Insecta; Diptera; Culicidae
Gene: Son
Product: protein Son
Exons: 2
Coding region: 131-2887 (918 amino acids)
Biological process (GO): regulation of cell cycle; regulation of mRNA splicing, via spliceosome
Molecular function (GO): RNA binding
Source: RefSeq, a predicted model, not a curated record
CAAAUUAGUGUGUUUAAUAGUUUUGCCUCAUUAAUUGUAUCAAUAUAGCUAAUUAAAUAUAAUAGAUGGCUAGAAAUUUUUAAAAUUUCGGAAGAAAAACUGUGAAUCCACUCUUUAGAUGUAGCAAACCAUGAGUGUGGCUUCAAACAUGCAAACAAAACAAAGGGAUGACAACAAGCAGGACAUGUUUCCCUUGAACAUCAAGAUCAAGCAGGAGAAAACGACCAGUUACGAGGAUUCCAGCAAAUCGGAAACGGUGGAUAAACUGUCGAUUGAUGUUAAUUUGAGGAACAUAUUCUCUACCACCAUCACCAGUAACAACGGCGGGACCGAAAAAGGCACAGAAAUCGCAGACGUUAAACCCUCCGUCGAGCCACUGAAAUCUUCGAACGAAAUUCUCACGGAACUGUUCCGGGUGUUCAAUGCUGCUCCUCCGGAAAUAAUCGAAGAUGAUUCCGACGAAGCUCCCACACUGGAAAAGAAAAAGAAGAAGCAUAAGCACAAAAAGCGAAGCAAAAAGAAAAAAGCCAACGGUAGUGAAUCGGACGGGGAGCUGGGUGAACUUAUCCUAUCCGAUGAGGACGAAAAGCGUAUUAAAAAGAAAAAGAGUAAAAAGGAAAAGCACGGCGAGCGCAAGCACGAGAAACACAAAUGCAAGAAAAAUCGAACCGGUGAAACAUUACUGGUAACGGUGAAGCAGGAACCGCUUGAUGAGAAUGAGAAAUCAGCAAAGCACAACGACCAAUCAAAGCAAGAAAUCGUGAAAGAAGUUAGCAAGCCGUUGGUAGUAAAACCGGAAGAGGUGAAGGCUCCUUUGAAGGGUAAGAUACAAAUCAAAAGUCUGAAAGAUAGCGCUAUUUUCAAGGAACUGGCAACAAGCUCUUCCCAAUCAAAGCUGCGCCAGCAUCGUAGUAACCCGUCGCAUAAAUCGGAACGCAGUGAACUGCGAAAACGAAAGGCUUCGGAUUCAGACUUUUCAAUCUCUGAGGAUGAGGAAAACGCAAAAGGGAGGUACUACGAUUUCUACAAAAAGAAGUACAACUCCUUCUAUGCGGGCUUCGAAGAGAAAGAUGAGCAAGAUAAGGAAAAACGGAACCGGCAUAGACGUAGCGAGGAUCGAGAUCGCAGACAUCGCUCGGGUUCGACACCCAAAUCACGCUCCCGUUCACGUUCUCCGGAACAGAUCGACAAACAGAAACUACUGGAAAUUGCACGCAAAAACGCCAUAAUUAUGCUAAAAAAGGGCACACUACCGGGAGCUCAAAAUCUCGAUGGAGAAUCGAAAAUCAAGCUCAUCUCGAAGAUGCGCGCCAGCGGCAAGAGUAUCGAGGAGUUGACUGCGUUUUGUAAAAAGAUAUCCCACAAAGAAAACUUCAACGAUCUUUCCAGCGUUUCUUCGGACGAGAGCGACCACGAUGCGGACGGAGCAUCCAAAGCUUUCCACCAUCCGUUCCAACUGAAGGAAACGGCACCGAUCGUAAUGAACAUUCGUAAUGCCACCACGAUCCAGCCCAAGUCUGCCGAGGAAAAGAAGUUGCUGCUGAUGCAGUUUCCCGUGUCUUCCGGGGCGCACCAUCGCGGCACGGAAACAGAGUGGAUUCCGGUAGACCCAAAAAAGACAACACCCGCACCGAAACCGACACAAACAGGUGCUGGCGAUUUGGCGGGUGGCUCUAGCGGACACGUAUUUAAAGCUAAACCAAAACCAGUCCUGCCACCGUCCUCUACCUUCGUGCCACAGCAAACCGCGACGCCAGCAAAACAUCCACAGGCGGCGUCAAACGUUGUUCCCACCGGAAGCAGUUCUAUGAUGCAGCCUACGGGAAGCGGGAUGCAGCCUCACGUUAGCCACAUGCCUGGCCCAUCCAUCGGGCCGUCUCAAUAUCAGCAGAACGAUAUCAGACAACCGUACCAUGCGUUACACGUUCCGCCUGCGAAUGUACAGCAGCAGCAGCCACAUUCGAUCCCUCCGCUAAUACCACCUUUCAGCGGUAUGCCCACGCCGGAUCCGUCGAGAGUGCUCCCCGUCGAUACCAGCAUUCCUCCACCGAACAUGAAUCCGAUUGGCCUCGGGACACGGCAGGAACCUCACCAGCAGCGACCCCACUGUUCGUCGGGGCAAACCCAUCCUGGACCAGGAUCGGAUAACAUUUUCAAUUCACAGAUGGACGCACCAAUGCUGGACGUGUCGCAAAUCGUUACCCAACGCUUGAACGCGAUGCGUAAACUGCAGGAAAACCCGUCCGAUCCGGACGCGCGCAAAAUGUUAUACAACACCCAAAAGGACAUGUCCACGUGGGCCUCGUCGAAGGCCAUGCCGGGUCAGUUUCUUGGCUCGACGGGCGUCAACUGUCUCAGCCAGCGCGAACUUGCCGAAGGUUACCAGCCGUGGGCAACGCGUGACAUGAUGAAACAGUCCGCCCCAGUCACCGGUGGCAUGGGGAUGCACUUGUUGCAAAAAAUGGGCUGGCAACCAGGUGAAGGACUUGGCAAGGAGAAGAAUGGCUCGUUGCAUCCGCUCCUGUUGGACGUGAAGCUGGACAAGCGUGGACUCGGUGAAGGAGAGAACAAGCAGCGACCGCACCACUUCCAGCAGAACCAAUUCCAACACCGGGACGGACGACAGCGGUAUAUGAACAUGAAACUCCACACUGACGGCAAACAUCCAGUAUCGAUACUGGGCGAGUACGCCACAAAACACAAAUGGAAUAUCCCGCAGUACGAACUGGUACACGAAAGUGGCCCCGGGCAUGCAAAGAAUUUUGUAUUCAAGGUAAUCGUAAAUGGACUCGAGUAUCAACCGGCAAUUGCGAACAACACCAAAAAAGAAGCGAAAGCAACAGCCGCUAAGUUCUGUUUACAACGGCUGGGAGUAAUGAUAACGUAAAAACACUGUAUGGAAUUGCUAUUACAGUUUCCCUGCUUCUACUUACGCCACGUGUCCUGCAAGGACAAAAUUGAGCACCCGUAAAUAAAGCAGCUAUCCAAGAUAACGAACCCAAUGGAUAGCGGAUAGCUAACUAUAUUGUAAAGCGAACCCUGUGUAAAAAAUGUAUUCGUUUAUCACAACAAAUGAUUAAAUUAAAACAACUAUCGUAGGCGAACAAUCAUCCAUGAACGUAAAAAGUG